This is a messenger RNA of Tinamus guttatus (white-throated tinamou), 1927 nucleotides long. The record is from RefSeq and is a predicted model, not a curated record. Lineage: Eukaryota; Metazoa; Chordata; Aves; Tinamiformes; Tinamidae.
UGAGUGUGCUACGUUGUUCCUCGUCUAGCUACAAGUAUGACUUGACUGACUUGCAUUCAUGGCUCUUGGAUGAUCCGAUGAACCAUGGAGCUCAAAGUAUGGGUGGAUGGAGUCCAGAGGAUUGUGUGUGGGGUCACUGAAGUCACAACAUGCCAGGAGGUCGUUAUAGCUCUUGCUCAGGCUAUUGGUCGCACGGGCCGCUACACGCUCAUCGAGAAGUGGCGCGACACGGAGCGGCACCUGGCGCCACACGAGAACCCCAUCGUGUCGCUCAACAAGUGGGGCCAGUACGCGAGCGACGUGCAGCUCAUCCUGCGGCGCACGGGGCCCUCGCUCAGCGAGAGGCCCACGUCGGACAGCGUGGCGCGUGGCCCCGAGAGAACGCUCUACCGGCAGAGCUUGCCGCCCCUCGCCAAGCUCAGGCCCCAGGCCGACAAGGCCAUAAAGCGGAGGGAGCCCAAGAGGAAAUCGCUGACUUUCACUGGAGGCGCUAAAGGGUUAAUGGACAUCUUUGGUAAAAGUAAAGAAGCUGAGUUCAAGCAAAAGGUGCUCAACAACUGCAAGACGACAGCGGAUGAACUGAAGAAGUUGAUUCACCUCCAGACGGAGAAGCUUCAGUGCAUUGAAAAGCAGCUGGAGUCCAAUGAUGCUGAGAUCCGCUACUGGGAGCAGAAGUACAACUCCAGCCUGGAGGAGGAGAUUCUCAAGCUGGAGCAGAAGAUCAAAAGGAACGAGGUGGAGAUCGAAGAGGAGGAGUUCUGGGAAAACGAGCUGCAGAUUGAGCAGGAGAAUGAGAAGCAGCUGAAGGAGCAGCUCCAGGAGAUGAGGCAGCGGAUCCUGGAGUGUGAAGGCAAGCUGAAGGAGUACUUGUCUCAGAUCCACAAUAUGGAAAGCGGCCUGGAGGCGGAGAAGUUGCACCGGGAAGUUCAAGAAUCACAAGUGAAUGAAGAAGAGGUCAAAGAAAAGAUCGAGAAGGUGAAAGGCGAAAUUGAUGUUCAGGGCCAGCAAAGCCUAAGGUUGGAAAACGGCAUUAAAGCUGUAGAAAGGUCUUUGGGCCAAGCCACCAAACGGUUACAGGACAGGGAACAAGAGCUGGAGCAGCUGACCAAGGAGCUGCGACAAGUCAACCUGCAACAGUUUAUCCAGCAGACAGGAACGAAGGUCACAGUGCUGCCUGCAGACCCCGUGGAGGUGGAGGCCCCACACGUGGAGCUCGAGAGAGAGACAACAUUUCAGUCCGGGUCACUGAAACGCCCUGGCUCAUCAAGGCAACUCCCCAGUAACCUUCGGAUCCUGCAGAAUCCCCUGUCGGCUGGCUUUAACCCAGAAGGCAUUUAUGUAUGACAGUGUAUACCUCUUCUGGAGAGGACUGAGAAAGGCACCCCAGACAAGAUACACUUUUUAUUCUACCAAUGAUGAGUGGAAGAAGCUUUUCUGUUAAGCCACCACAAUUCAAUUUUUCUUCUUCCUCUGACACACCACUUGGAGCCAUACCCUGUGCACUGAUGCUAAAGAACAGAGGACCCAUUUCAACUCCUACCUGGCAACAAUGAACUUGCUGUCACACAGAUAGAGUGCAAAAGCCUUCACUUAUUUUUGCCACUUCAGAAGCGUUUGGGAAAGUAUUAUUCAAUGUAUAGGCAUAAAUAAAAGACUGAGCAAGGUGAAGGAAACCGUGUAUGCAACUGAUCUGAGGUUUAAUUUAUUCCCUUUAAUCAAUGGACAUGUGAAUGUUGACCUUUUAUAUUUUUAUUUUUAACUUGUGAAUAACCAUGUACUCUGGUACAUCAGUCUGACAAGGUGACUUAAUUUGUGUACAAACAUCCAGUAUUUGAUCAAGUAGAACAACUUGCAAUGCAGAGUGUUUUGUGGAGUGUUGGACCUUUUAAAUGUUUUUUCUUCCCACCACUGAUUGUGUUAGUUUCUG